CCUGUGACCUCACUCUCAGUGAACACAGUCCCUGUGACCUCACUCUCAGUGACACCACUGCCUGCGGCUCAACUCUCAGCGACCCAACUCUCAGCGACCCAACUCUCACCUGUGACCUCACUCUCAGUGUCCCCACUCCUUGUGACCCCACUCCCAGUGACCCCAAUCUCAGUCACCCCACUCCCUGUGACCCCACUCUCAGUGACCCCACUCUCAGUGACGCCACACCCUCUGACCCCACUCCCUGUGACCCCACUCUCAAUGACCCCAUUCUCUGUGACACCACUCCCUGUGACCCCACUCUCAGUGACCUCACCCUCAGUGACCCCACUCCCUGUGACCUCACCUUCAGUGACCCCAUUGAAACCACUCCCUGUGACCUCAUUCACCGCGACCCAACUCUCAAUGACCCCACUCCCUCGACACCACUCUCACGACCCAACUCUCAGUGACGUCACUCCCUCUGACCCCACUACCUUGACCCCAUUCCCUUUGACCUCACUCUCAGUGACCUCACUCUCAGUGACCCCACUCCCUGUGACCUCACUCUCAGUGUCCCAACUCUCAGUGACCCCACUCCCUGUGACCCCACUCUCAGUGACCCCACUCUCAGUGACCCCACUCUCAGUGACCCCACUCCCUGUGACCCCACUCACUGUGACCCUACUCUCAGUGACCCAACUCUCAGUGACCCCACUCCCUGUGGCCCCACUCCCUGUGACCUCACUCUCAGUGUCCCCACUCCUUGUGACCCCACUCCCACUCCCUGUGACCUCACUCUCAGUGACCACACUCUCAGUGACCCCGCUCCCUGUGACCUCACUCUCAGUGACCCAAAUCUCAGUGACCCCACUCCCUCUCCCUGUGACCUCACUCUCAGUGACCACACUCUCAGUGACCCCGCUCCCUGGGACCUCACUCUCACCUGUGACCUCACUCUCAGUGUCCCCACUCCUUGUGACCCCACUCCCAGUGACCCCAAUCUCAGUCACCCCACUCCCUCUCCCUGUGACCUCACUCUCAGUGACCACACUCACAGUGACCCCGCUCCCUGUGACCUCACUCUCACUCCCUGUGACCUCACUCUCAGUGACCACACUCUCAGUGACCCCGCUCCCUGGGACCUCACUCUCAGUGACCCAAAUCUCAGUGACCCCACUCCCUGUGACCCCACUCUCAAUGACCCCACUCUCAGUGACCCCACUCCCUGUGACCUCACUCUCAGCGAUACAACUCUCUGUGACCCCACACCCUGUGGCCCCACUCUCAGUGACCUCACUCUCAGUGACCUCACUCUCAGUGACUUCACUCUUAGUGACCUCACACAAAGUGACCUCAUUCUCAGUGACACCACUGUUACUCAGUGACCCCACUCUCAAUGACCCCACUCUCAAUGAUCCCACUCUCAUGACCCCACUCUCAGUGACGCCACACCCUCUGACCCCACUCCCUGUGACCCCACUCUCAAUGACCCCAUUCUCUGUGACACCACUCCCUGUGACCCCACUCUCAGUGACCUCACCCUCAGUGACCCCACUCCCUCUCCCUGUGACCUCACUCUCAGUGACCACACUCUCAGUGACCCCGCUCCCUGGGACCUCACUCUCACUCCCUGUGACCUCACUCUCAGUGACCCAACUCUCAGUGACCCCGCUCCCUGUGACCUCACUCUCAGUGACCCAAAUCUCAGUGACCCCACUCCCUGUGACCCCACUCUCAAUGACCCCACUCUCAGUGACCCCACUCCCUCCUGAAGGGUACAGUCAGAACCUCAUCAGAGACAGUGACUGCCCAGACUCGGCUGAGAGUCACAUCGUACACUGA
Messenger RNA from Hemiscyllium ocellatum (epaulette shark), 1824 nucleotides. Its product is annotated as mucin-4-like. The annotation marks the transcript as partial. NCBI's taxonomy places the organism in Eukaryota, Metazoa, Chordata, Chondrichthyes, Orectolobiformes, Hemiscylliidae. The record is from RefSeq and is a predicted model, not a curated record. The transcript is spliced from 16 exons.